This is a messenger RNA of Doryrhamphus excisus (bluestripe pipefish), 2077 nucleotides long. RefSeq names its product dual specificity protein kinase CLK4-like. NCBI's taxonomy places the organism in Eukaryota, Metazoa, Chordata, Actinopteri, Syngnathiformes, Syngnathidae. The record is from RefSeq and is a predicted model, not a curated record. Gene Ontology annotation, cellular component: nucleus. Gene Ontology annotation, molecular function: ATP binding; protein tyrosine kinase activity; protein serine/threonine kinase activity. Gene Ontology annotation, biological process: regulation of RNA splicing; peptidyl-tyrosine phosphorylation.
AACGUUCAGUGGUGUUCCACAGCAUUCGCCAUAUUUGACAGAGCUUCGUCGAAUACAUUUACGCAAAUAUUUUUCUGCAGCACGACUAGGUGAAUUCCUGGAACAUUGCGUCCAAUUUAAGGAGAUGCGCCAUUGUACAACUUUGUACUCCCCGGGUGUUUGGCUUGACGAGUACAGCUGGGAGGAAAGAAUGGACUAUCGCAAGCGGAAGAUGCGGGAUUCGCACAGUAGCGAACGAGAAAACAAGCACAGAAGAACUCACAGACACCACAAGUCUAAUGAUGGCCUCUUCCUGGAGAACCGCAGUUUAAACCACAGUCUUGAGUCACGUGGGAAGCACAACCAGGACUACAGUUUGGACACGGCUUGUGCGGAAGACAGCCGUUAUUGUACCUUCAAGGAACGAGAUCGUGACUGGCACCAUUACAGCAAGUCGUCCGGACGUAGCGGGCUCAGCGGCCGCAGUCACAGGAGCAGGCGAAGCAGACAUAGAGACAGACGACACAGGCGUAGUCAUUCUCGCCACCGGUCCUCCUCGAGGAGGAGCCAUCGCCGCAGGAGCAGGAAAAGAUCCAGGAGUGUUGAGGAUGAUGACGAGGGUCACCUCAUCUAUCACAAUGGAGACAUGCUGAAAGCGAGAUAUGAGAUUGUGAGUACUCUUGGAGAGGGUGCCUUUGGGAAGGUGGUUGAGUGCAUUGAUCACCUAAAUAACGGUGCUCAAGUGGCUCUGAAGAUUAUUAAAAACAUUGAACGCUACCGAGACGCAGCAAAGUCUGAGGUAGCUGUGCUCGAACAGCUCAAGUCUCUCGACGCUCAGAGCAGAUAUGCUUGUGUUCACAUGUUGGACUGGUUUGACUAUCACGGUCAUAUCUGCAUCGCCUUUGAGCUGCUUGGCCUCAGCACCUACGAUUUCCUCAAGGAGAACAACUUCCAGCCGUUCCCCAUCGAGCACAUCAGACGAAUGGCCUACCAGAUCAUCCGUGCUGUCAAAUUUCUCCAUAAACAUAAGCUGACUCACACGGACCUGAAGCCUGAGAAUAUUCUGUUCAUUGAUUCAGAAUAUGAGCUAGAGUAUAAUUCAUCAAAGAAACGAGAUGAACGGACAUUGAAGAGACCGGAUAUAAAAAUAGUGGAUUUUGGAAAUGCCACAUACGAACACGAGCAUCAUACAUCUGUGGUGUCCACGCGUCACUACCGGGCCCCCGAAGUCAUUUUAGAUCUCGGCUGGGAUCAUUCCUGCGAUGUCUGGAGCGUGGGCUGUAUCCUCAUUGAAUACUACCUUGGUUCAACUCUUUUCCAGACUCAUGACAGCAAGGAGCACCUGGCUAUGAUGGAGAGGGUCCUGGGCCCCAUUCCUACCAGUCUCCUUCAUAAAAGCAGAAAACAGCGGUAUGUCCACCGCAGCAAGCUGGACUGGGAUGUCGACAGCUCGGCUGGCAGAUACGUCCGGAAGCACUGCAAACCACUCAGGCGUUACAUGGUUUCACAAAACGAGGACCACCAGCAGCUGUUUGACCUUCUGGAGAAGUUGUUGGAAUACGACCCAGCAAAGCGCAUCACCCUGGACAAGGCCCUCCAACACCAAUUUUUCUCCUGCUACCAAGACAGCAGCAGCGGCAGCAGCGCAAGCGGUAGCAACACCAAAAAACACUGAAGCGCCAUUUUCCAAAAAGGAUGCUCAACGCCCAGCCUCAACGUCCUCACUCUCCGGGAGAGGUGAACGUACGCAGACUGUAUCAGUCCUCAGCCCUGCAUUGCUGUACCCUUGUCCUUGGCCAAGAAUAUUCAUUGACAUGUCAAUCAUUGGAUAUUUCUGUCUGCUUUGUAUAUUUGCCAUAUGCUAAAGUACAGCCUGUGGAUGGUUCAAAUCAUGUUUUUUUUCUAUUGUACAGUCCCUAAUAAUAAUAAUAAUAAUGGGUUGGUCUUGACUGUUAAACUGUAUUGCCUUUGUAUCAGCAGCAUUGUAUUGUAAAAAGUUAUGAGGCAGAAUAUCUGUGUACAUAGAUUUUAUUAUAUAUUUUUGGGGGUCACUGACUGGUCUCAUUUGUUUUCUCAAUAAAUGAUAAUUACUAAUGGA